This is a messenger RNA of Solea senegalensis (Senegalese sole), 1664 nucleotides long. RefSeq names its product olfactomedin-like 1 (gene olfml1). The record is from RefSeq and is a predicted model, not a curated record. Bases 212 to 1429 code for a protein of 405 amino acids. The transcript has 8 exons. Gene Ontology annotation, biological process: signal transduction. Lineage: Eukaryota; Metazoa; Chordata; Actinopteri; Pleuronectiformes; Soleidae.
UGGAUCCAGAGUGAGUCCAAACAGAAGACAGAAGGUUCUGGAGCUAAAAACUCAGCAGGAAGAAAAAGGAACGUUCAGCCUUUUAAGGAUUGUAACUUGAGAAUUGGAAAUACAAACGUGGAUUAAUCUCUUUCUUUUGGAUUGUUUCCGUGGGUUUUAAUCUGCAGGACGUUUGGACGAGGAGUCUUUAUCACUGACAGAAGAGCGAGUCAUGUCGGGCAGAGUGGUUCCUCUUCUUCUCUGGUCUCUGGUUCUAACUGUGGCUUCAGUCCAGGGUCAAGGUUCCCCCCAGGAUGCUUUUAUCAUCCAGUACCUGGAGAGGAGGCUGGUGCAGAUGGAGGAGCGUCUCAACCAAUGUGAGCAAAACACAGUGAGCGUCACCCAGAAGACCUACGACCUCUCCUCUGAAAUCAGGGGCUAUCUGUCCACCCUCACUGUUGUGAGAUCGGAGGUGAAGAGCCAGAUGGACAGCGUGUCCGCACGAGUAGAUCGCAUGGAGAGAGAGUUGGAGUAUCUGGAGAACAAGAUUCCCGACCAGAGCGACAUAGAGAUGGAGGAGUCUCUGCUGGAGCAGCAGAUCAAGGCCGCCGAACAGGAUCUGCUGAAGAAGAAGGCCAAGCUCAAAGUGGUGAACGACUGCAGCACAGCCCUGACCCAAAUCAAGUCGCUGAAGAUUGUGAAGAAGGCAGAUGACUCGUUAGGAUCCUGGUUCAAGGAUCCCACAGAAGGAUCCGCUAAGGUCUACCUGCUCAGUGGAAUCCGUAACAACACUCUGCUGGAGUUCCCGUCUCUGCAGACCUUCACAGAGAGAACCAGCGCCUCCUCGAUGAAGGUGCUGCAGCUGCCAUCCCAUUGGCAGGGCACGGGUCAUGUGGUCUACAACGGAUUCCUCUACUAUCACAAGGCAGAUACGCCCAACCAGAUACUGAAGGUUGACCUGGUGAACGGUACAGUGGCGGACAGCACGCUGCUUCCAGGAGCAGGUCGUCUCCCGGUCUACAGUCUGAACCCCAACACGUAUCUGGACCUGGCUGUGGAUGAGCUGGGCCUGUGGGUCAUCCACGCUGACCCCGAGUACGAGGGAAAACUGGUCAUUACCAAACUGGAUAAAGGUAGUUUGGCGGUGGAAUACACCUGGGACACGCAAUGUCGGAGUCGUGAUGCUGAGGGGGCGUUCCUGAUAUGCGGGACCCUCUACGUGGUCUACAACACACGCUUCGGAGGACGAUCCACUGUCCAGUGUCUCUACGACAUCCACGACACCAUCCACAGCGAUGAGAGUCCCGUCAUGUUCUUCCCCAAGCGCUACACCAGCCACAGCAGCAUCUACUACCACCCCGGAGACAAAGAGCUGUACGCGUGGGACGACGGCUACCAGACGAUAUACAAGGUGGAGACGCGCAGGAGCGACCAACUCACGGCAGAGUGACACGUUUCGGGGGGGAAUCACAUAUUAAAGCAUCAGUUUAAGAACAUUGAUGAGUUUAUAAUCUACUGUUUUUAAAAUAAUAGUGAUCCUUUGCUGGCAAUGGGUGCUGCCUUUAUCACUGCUAACAUCAUCACAGACAUAAAGAUUGUGUUCAACCAAAGGCCUUUUAUGUAACAGACUUUAUACUUUGUAUAUCGCGAUAAUAAAAAGAGCAUUUCAUGUGUAUUUUCAUUCA